Fimicolochytrium jonesii is the source of this 1150-nucleotide messenger RNA. RefSeq lists its product as uncharacterized. The coding region runs from base 117 to 818 and encodes 233 amino acids. The record is from RefSeq and is a predicted model, not a curated record. The transcript has a single exon. NCBI's taxonomy places the organism in Eukaryota, Fungi, Chytridiomycota, Chytridiomycetes, Spizellomycetales, Powellomycetaceae.
GCCGAGUCGUACUUACGGAGGCGAUUUCAGGGGUCUCCAUUCUUUCCUGGAAGCUCUGGAAGAAGGUUCAUUCAUCGAUCCCAAGCUUGUGACACAUUCCCCUGGAGCGAGCCUGUAUGUGGAACAGGCUAUCGGUAGGGAGCGACUAUGGGACGCUUUUGAAGAACUGUACAACGCGGUUCAUGGUGGUUGGCGUAUUUCUCUCGAGGCAAGGGCAAAGAUGGGGUCAUGCGAACGUGCUGAUUCUUGACUUUCAUCACAACGUGUAUCAGCUUUUUGAUCCUCAUGGAUUUGGGAAGGACGGGUAUACCGCUAUUGAGAGAGUAGUGAACAACGCUUCGUUGCGGCUUGAUGGUCGCUGGAAAAUGUCUUUACAGCGAUCGCUUGUCACACCUGGUCGCAGACAUCGGGCAGGUCCGCAAAGUCUGCAAGCGCGAUUCCGUCUGGAGGAAGGCUACUGUGUGGUCUGGACGUUUCUAUGGGUGCAUUUGGUGCUUGCCAACCCUCACACGGGUAGGAAUGAGUUGAUGGACUAUUUGAUGGAUCGCAACCCGGAGGAGAUGUUGAACAUCAUCGAGCGUUACAUGACGUUUGUAUUGCAGACGGUGAAACCGCGCAAGAAUAUCUACCUCACCGCUGACAACUUUUUGUAUAGUGCGGAUGGGCGUCUAGAUGAUGGCGACAAAUACUUUGGCGGACAUUGGAUGUACUCCUGGCCACAUGAAGCCAUAGGAGCAAUCAAUCGGCGUUUCGACCGACGUCGUCGGAGCCCUGCAUUGCAGGAUGUCGACGACAACUAUCGGAUCAUUGCGUCUUGAAAUGAAUCAGUGGUUCCUUCUCCUUCUCCGACGCCUGUCGCACGACGACUAGGCAGUUGAACUGCAGGUCCUUUCCGGAGACGAGAUUCCUCUUGACCGACUGAUGACGGUGAUCCGGGUCGCCCGGGUCGGUGGAAGACUGAACAGAGUGGGGCACAACAUGGUCGAGUUCCUUUCUUCUUCUUUCAUCUAAGUAGUUUCGUGUGUUAAGAUUGCUAUAUAUAGGCGUAGCGACCGCCUCGGCGAAUCCAAGUACGUGACGUCUGAGCGUCUGAUAGCGAUGAGAGCGCCGUUAGCUCAAACCCUGCUGCGAGGGCCACCCAUAAUCAAUU